Messenger RNA from Dufourea novaeangliae, 786 nucleotides. Its product is annotated as general transcription factor II-I repeat domain-containing protein 2-like. Lineage: Eukaryota; Metazoa; Arthropoda; Insecta; Hymenoptera; Halictidae. The transcript is spliced from 3 exons. The record is from RefSeq and is a predicted model, not a curated record. Bases 1 to 786 code for a protein of 261 amino acids.
AUGAGUAAGAAAAGAUCAAUUGAAGAGGAACAUCUUGCUAAGGAAUAUAAUCUUAAAAGGCACUAUGACACAAAUCAUAAAACAAACUAUGACCAAUACGUUGCAAAACUUCGUGAAGACAAAUUGUCGGAAUUGAAAUCAAUUCUUCAAAAACAACAAAGUGUAUUCACUAAAUGUGUUGAAGACAAUACAGCUGCUGUAAAAGUUAGUUAUAUAUUAUCACAUUUAAUCGCAAGCAGAUCGAAACCAUUUACGGAAGGGGAAUUUAUUAGUGAAUGCUUAAUUAAAGCGGCGGAAGUAUUAUGUCCAGCACAAAUAAAGAAAUUUAAAAGUGUAAGUUUAAGUCGAAAUACUGUAGCUAGCAGAAUUGAUGAAAUAGCCGAGAAUUUGAGAAAUCAGCAUAAUACAACAAUAUCAACAUUUCAAGCCUACUCUAUUGCAAUUGAUGAAAGUACAGAUAUUCGAAAUAUCGCUCAGCUGGCCGUUUUUAUUCGCGGAUGCGAUGUUAAUUUAAAAAUAAGUGAAGAACUUUUGGAAAUCAUUCCUAUGCAUAAUACAACCACUGGAGCUGAUAUUUUUGAUGCACUUAUGGAAGUUUUGAAGAAGUAUAAGUUACCAUUGGAAAAGUUCGUUUGUCUUGCAACUGAUGGUGCACCUACCAUGACCGGUAUUACUAAAGGAGUUGUUGCAAGAUUAAAAGAAACAUGCAAACAGCAUGAUAAGCCAAGAAUGCAUCUUGGUCAAUGUUUUAUAAAUUAUCAUACCAAGCGAAACUACAGAUCUUAA